AUAAAACGAAAACAACUCCAACGUAUACGGUUUAUUUUGGUACGUAGGUUUCAAUAGAAGUGUGUGGGUUUCUCCUCUCAAGUAAAUGGAAUAGAGGACAUUUAUUCCAAAGAGCAUACGUCGAAGAUCUGAAGUGUUCACGAAGGGCGUCCAAUUGUAUACGCCAUCGAUAUAGUUCAAGCUAAAUCAAGAGACAAAGCAACCUCAUCAGCAGAUCCUAGAAAUAUGCACAGGACGGCUUUGUUGGUAUUGCUGGUACAGAUAAUCCUAUCGUCUGGCACAAUCAAUGUAACACAUAAAAAAAACCAUUGAUGGUAGCAUACAUCGGCCGAUACCAGAAUGCAAGUUCUCCGUAACAGAUGAGUCUAAACGGUUCUUUAAAAGCCGCCUAGUCUUACUGGAGCCACAUUUCAUCAGGCUGCAGCUAGAUUUUCUCAAUAAGUCAAACAUAGUGCGGAAUGACCGUCCUGGCUUAUUUAAGCCGGACCUUUGGGUGUGGACAUAUUCGCCACCUCGUGGACACUUUCCAUACCUUUCUUGGAGCAUUGAGCACGAAGUACUAAGUUUCAAGCUACUCGGGACUAAAACAUUUAACAUAGAGUUUAUCGCUCUUGUUACGAACCAAAAAAAAUGCUCGCUGGCGUUGGGAAGUGAAACAUCAACACAGAGCAUCUCUAGAGCGCUAAGCGCGUUGGUACAAAUCGAAGAUGAAGAAGUCCCACAAUACAUUUAUUACUAUUUCUGCCAUUUUUCUAAAAUGAAUAAAUCAAGGAAUACAGUGGCAUACAAGGCAGCAGUGUAUCUAAAGUACCCUGCUCCUUACAUAAGAUACAGGUGCUGUGAGUACAGAUAUAAUUUUUUUAACUCUAGCUAUCAACCCAUUAAAUGUAACUUUUUUAUUAGUGACUUGAAUCUCUGCACCAUCGAUCCUUACAUUUUGGGAGUAAUUAUUCUUCUGUACUUUCCAAUCGUGUUAUUCAGAGUGUGUGCGUUCAUUUCUAAAGGGGACCAAAUAGUCGCUCGUGAUCUAGAAAUGCAUCCUGUUGUGGAUAGCAAUAAUUAUGAAAUUGACGACUGGAUAUACCUCGAUGGAACAUCACCUAUAACAAUUUCAAACACAUUAAGUUAUCCUCUCCGAGACUUCAGAAAGCAUCACCCUGUAGCAAUGUCCCGUCUACGUCGAUUUCUAUGUACCCUUGUGACACCAUGUUUCAUUUAUUUGGAGAUGUUCAUGUUUAAAGAUGGAUAUAUCACUGGCCAUACAAACAAUAUCACCAUAUAUGUCAACGACAUGGUCAAUGCCGGGGUUCCCGUUGGGUUUCUUUCCUUAUUUGGUGACAAACAUAAACGGAUGGACAACUUUGUUCCGGCUUUGGGAGGACCAGUUGGUGUAAUGACGUUGUAUUUCAGCUUGGCCUUUGUGUUGAUAGUUCUACCACGAAGUUUGAAACAAAUAGUUGAAAAUGGGUUGCCAAGUCAUUCUGAUGGUUUUCCCCUUCUGAUCGGGUUUGAAGAGAUCUUGUCAUUUUCGUCAAGUUCAACUGUAUUGGAACCGGGAUAUGAGCGAGCUUCCGUCAUAUGUAGAAACUCUGUUUACAUGGUGUUCUCAGAAAGGUUCUGGAGACGAGUAUUAAGAAUACAAAGGCAGAGGUUUAAAUGUCAUGGCAUUCACUCUAAUCGGUGUGUUCAAAUUUGCUUGACUUGCAUUAUAUUUAUAUUCAAGCUUAUCUUCUGCAUCUUUGAGGCAUUGUGUUGUUUUGUUUUCUAUGUUAUUCCAUUUUUCAUGUUCAGCUUAAUAAUGAUCAAAGGAGCUGUGCGCACUAUUAUGGAAACGAGACACUCUUUUAAAAGAAGAUUUCAGUUUUUGAAUCGCACCGUAAUUUGGAUAAUCGUCACUCUGAUUAUUUCCCUGACAUUUGUCCUUUUCACAUACUGUCUUUGCUUAGUAUUUCUUGAAAGCUUUGUUCUUAUUUCACAGAUUGCAAUAUAUUGCUUUAUAGCGCUGGUUCUAUUUCCAACAAUUUCUUUUGGUUACUUGUUCUUCUUUACAGCUUUUGUUUAUUACAUUGCUCAUUUGGUCCAAAGGUUUGGCGAUGGUUAUUCUCAUUUGUUAGAAGAUGCGAUUAAGCUUUCCAUUGAACUGGAUACAAAGGAACACAGGACAUUCAUUAAAGAUAGUACUUUGUAUGUCCCCAGUGUAAGUCAGAGCAUAAAGACUGUCAUAAUUCACGACUGUACAAUAGAAGUACCAGUGAAUGCACAAAUGGAAAUACAGCUUCGGAGAAGUACCUUACCAAAGGUAAAAUGCAAAGGUCUGGCACAUGGUAUUCCAAAAGAGCUUUUCGAGAGGAUUGUAAAUUCGAAACGACCAAUCUACGUUAAAUUACUAAAUUUGGUUUUCCAUUUUGCGUUAAUAAUGACGUUGAUAACGGUGUCCAUUCGUUUGACAUCACAAUUUAACUCCGAGUUCACCAGCGACGAAUCCGAGAUGUUACACAUUGUUUUCACGGUGGUUGUUGGCGUUAUUCCUCGCGUCGUGGAGAUGUUCCUGAAAGGAGGAAGUGACGCAGGCAAGAAACAAAUAGAAAGAGGGGAAAUUGAGAGAAUUAUUCACGAGUACUGGGGGCUUGUUGAAUGAUGUGUUUAAAGUGUAUAUAUUGUAUUCACGGCGAUUGUUGGCUCGGGAAAGACAAUUCACGAUUACCGAAUAGAAUUGAUGAAGAAGACUGCAGAAAUCGCAAACAGUGAAGAAGAUCAUCUGUAUAUAAGAUUACUGAGAUAUGCAUUUGAAGAUUUUAAAUUUCAAUAUUAUAAUCAGAGGUGGAGGGGGCGUAACCUUUUGACAUUCGUCCCUCCCUCAGAACCGAAAUUUAAAUAAUUUAAAAUGUUGGCGGUGGGGGGAUGGUGCUACAUACCAAUGAACAGUUUCUAAUUCGAAAUGGUGCAUUUUGAGCGUAUUUCAUUCCUUUUUUCUCCGAUAUUGCCAUAGAAAGUAAACUUUGACGAUUUUAGGUGACCGCGCGCCGGGUGCGCCCCAAGCCCCCAGGAUCUGCUGGUGAUUAUCGGAUUUGCACUAGUUUGUCAUGGAUUUCAUUCAAUCAUUACCACUUGUUUGAUCUUCUUUUAAAUAGGGUUUUCCUCAUGUGUGGACCAACUGGAAUUGAGUAUUUUAUCAUUGUAUUAGGCAAGAUUUACAACUUUCCAAACAUCUCUAAAGUUAUAUCACCAUGACCUAUUGUGUAUGUAUAUUGAAUGUUUUGAAACUUAUUUGUAUGCAAAUGUUUUAAAGUUUUAUGAGCGUUUAAGUUUCGAACGCAGUUUGCUUACUUUGAUAGCUCAAAUUUCUCAUAAAAUAAUAUAUCACAUUUCAACUCGCGUAUACUGGUAAUAACAGCAUACAAAUAAAAGCUUAAACUUGA
Molecule: messenger RNA, 3419 nt
Organism: Mya arenaria
Lineage: Eukaryota; Metazoa; Mollusca; Bivalvia; Myida; Myidae
Exons: 2
Coding region: 758-2638 (626 amino acids)
Source: RefSeq, a predicted model, not a curated record